Globicephala melas (long-finned pilot whale) is the source of this 2906-nucleotide messenger RNA. It is a transcript of the gene IGF2BP2, whose product is annotated as insulin like growth factor 2 mRNA binding protein 2. Gene Ontology annotation, molecular function: mRNA 3'-UTR binding. The record is from RefSeq and is a predicted model, not a curated record. Lineage: Eukaryota; Metazoa; Chordata; Mammalia; Artiodactyla; Delphinidae. Gene Ontology annotation, biological process: regulation of gene expression; nervous system development. Gene Ontology annotation, cellular component: nucleus; cytosol; cytoplasm.
GGUACCGGGCCGGGGGAGCCGCGGGCUCUCGGGGAAGAGACGGAUGAUGAACAAGCUUUACAUCGGGAACCUGAGCCCCGCCGUCACUGCCGACGACCUCCGGCAGCUCUUCGGGGACAGGAAGCUGCCCCUGGCGGGACAGGUCCUGCUCAAGUCCGGCUACGCCUUCGUGGACUACCCCGACCAGAACUGGGCCAUCCGCGCCAUCGAGACCCUCUCGGGUAAAGUGGAAUUGCAUGGGAAAAUCAUGGAAGUUGAUUACUCAGUCUCCAAAAAGCUCAGGAGCAGGAAAAUUCAGAUUCGAAACAUCCCUCCUCACCUGCAGUGGGAGGUGUUGGAUGGACUUUUGGCUCAGUAUGGGACAGUGGAGAAUGUCGAACAAGUCAACACAGACACAGAAACUGCCGUUGUCAACGUCACAUAUGCAACAAGAGAAGAAGCAAAAACAGCCAUCGAGAAGCUAAGCGGGCAUCAGUUUGAGAACUACUCCUUCAAGAUUUCCUACAUCCCGGAUGAAGAGGUGAGCUCCCCUUCGCCCCCUCAGCGAGCCCAGCGUGGGGACCACUCUUCCCGGGAGCAAGGCCAUGCCCCUGGGGGCUCUUCUCAGGCCAGACAGAUUGAUUUCCCGCUGCGGAUCCUGGUCCCCACCCAGUUUGUUGGUGCCAUCAUCGGAAAGGAGGGCUUGACCAUAAAGAACAUCACUAAGCAGACCCAGUCCCGGGUAGACAUCCAUAGAAAGGAGAACUCUGGGGCUGCAGAGAAGCCUGUCACCAUCCAUGCCACCCCAGAGGGAACCUCUGAAGCAUGCCGCAUGAUUCUCGAAAUCAUGCAGAAAGAGGCUGAUGAGACCAAACUAGCUGAAGAGAUUCCUCUGAAGAUCUUGGCCCACAAUGGCUUGGUUGGAAGACUGAUUGGAAAAGAAGGCAGAAAUUUGAAGAAAAUUGAACACGAGACAGGGACCAAGAUAACAAUCUCAUCCUUGCAGGAUUUGAGCAUAUACAACCCUGAAAGAACCAUCACUGUGAAGGGCACAGUUGAGGCCUGUGCCAAUGCUGAAAUAGAGAUUAUGAAGAAGCUGCGUGAGGCCUUUGAAAAUGAUAUGCUGGCUGUUAAUCAACAAGCCAAUCUGAUCCCGGGGUUGAACCUCAGCGCACUUGGCAUCUUUUCAACAGGACUGUCCAUGCUGCCUCCGCCAGCAGGGCCCCGAGGAGCUCCCCCCGGUCCCCCCUACCACCCUUUCACUACCCACUCCGGAUACUUCUCCAGCUUGUACCCCCCUCACCAGUUCGGCCCGUUCCCGCAUCAUCACUCAUAUCCAGAGCAGGAGAUUGUGAAUCUCUUCAUCCCAACCCAGGCUGUGGGUGCUAUCAUCGGGAAGAAAGGGGCGCACAUUAAACAGCUGGCCAGAUUCGCCGGGGCCUCCAUCAAGAUUGCCCCAGCAGAAGGCCCAGACGUCAGUGAAAGGAUGGUCAUCAUCACCGGCCCACCUGAAGCCCAGUUCAAGGCCCAGGGGCGGAUCUUUGGGAAACUGAAAGAAGAAAACUUCUUUAACCCCAAAGAGGAGGUGAAGCUGGAAGCCCACAUCCGAGUGCCCUCCUCUACAGCUGGCCGUGUGAUCGGCAAGGGUGGCAAAACCGUGAAUGAACUGCAGAACUUAACCAGUGCAGAAGUCAUUGUGCCUCGUGACCAAACGCCAGAUGAAAAUGAGGAAGUGAUUGUCCGAAUUAUCGGGCAUUUCUUUGCCAGCCAGACUGCACAGCGCAAGAUCAGGGAAAUUGUACAACAGGUGAAGCAGCAGGAGCAGAAAUAUCCUCAGGGAGUUGCCUCACAACGCAGCAAGUGAGGCUCCCACAGGCACCAGCAAACAACGGAUGAAUGUAGCCCUUCCAACACCUGACAGAAUGAGACCAAACACAGCCAGCCAGAUCGGGAGCAAACCAAAGACCAUCCUGAGGAAUGAGAAGUCUGCGGAGGCGCCAGGGGCUCUGCAGAGGCCCUGAGAAUCCGGGGGGCCAGGGAGGAGGCGGGAGGGCAGCCGUGCCGGGGCCCGGCCUCCCAGCUCCCCCAGGGCCUCUGCAGGCUUCCCAGCCAUCCACUUCACCAUCCACUCGGGUCUCUCCUAACCCCACCACGCUAUCCCUUCUAGUUGAACUAACAUAGGUGAAUGCGUUCAAAUCAAAGCAAAAUUCACACCCUUUUCUUUUUGUGGAAAAUUGUCUCUGUACAUGUAUGUACAUAUUAGAAGGGAAAGAUGUUAAGAUAUGUGGCCUGUGGGUUACACAGGGUGCCUGCGGCGUUAAUAUAUUUUAGAAAUAAUAUAUCAGAUAACUCAACUAACUCCAAUUUUUAAUCAGUUAUUCUUUUUUCUUUUUAAAGAGAAAGCAGGCUUUUCUAGACUUUAAAGAAUAAAGUCGUGCUUUGGGAGUUCUAACGGUUUAGUAAGGAGCUUCAAGGCCACCCACACAAAAUUCACCCGGAGGGAAAUCUCGUCGAAAGGACACUCACAGCAGUUCUGGAUCACCUGUGUAUGUCAACAGAAGGGAUACCGUCUCUCUGAAGAGGAAACUCUGUCUCUCUUCAUCCCUGUCUAGCUCACACACCCAUUUCUCUUUGCUUCACAGGUUUUAAACUGGUUUUUGCAUACUGCUAUAUAAUUCUCUGUCUCUCUCUGUUUAUCUCUCCCCUACCCCCUCUCUCCCUCCCCAUCCUCUCCAUCCCCAUUCUUGUUAAUUCCCUCAUCCCUCUGUCUCAAUUCCCAUAUCUACGCACCCCCCAGGCAAAGCAGUGCUCUGAGUAUCACAUCACACAAAGGAACAAAAGCGAAACACACAAACCAGCCUCAACUUACACUUGGUUACUCAAAAGAACAAGAGUCAAUGGUACUUGUCCUAGCAUUUUGGAAGAGG